Aedes albopictus (Asian tiger mosquito) is the source of this 6450-nucleotide messenger RNA. RefSeq lists its product as uncharacterized. The record is from RefSeq and is a predicted model, not a curated record. The coding region runs from base 418 to 6450 and encodes 2010 amino acids. Lineage: Eukaryota; Metazoa; Arthropoda; Insecta; Diptera; Culicidae. The transcript has 3 exons. Gene Ontology annotation, biological process: DNA integration. Gene Ontology annotation, molecular function: nucleic acid binding; zinc ion binding.
UCUUGUGGCGACGGGCCCCCCGUUGCGGCGGCGCUUACUGAACCAAAACGCUUCGCUUCUUCGCUUCGUGCUGAUGACGGACACGUCAACGACGAUGACUGACAUUCGAGACGACAACUUUGAUCGCAUUAGUGAAUCGUGAAAAAUCAUUUCUAAACUAAAUUCCAUAAUUCUAUCAAUUUGUACUUAAAAGUAAUUUGCCUAGACUAGUGAACUUUCUGAAUUAUUGCUAAUUGCUUAUCCUACAAAAGUACAACAUAAAAAUAUACACACGAAAUCUGUCGACUCAUCAUUCCAUAACACUAUCGGUUUACCAAAAUUCUUAAAGCUAACAGCAUAACAACAACUGCGUUUGCUAUUGAGAGUUGGAGGACCGUCACGAUCACCCGAACAUUUCUUUAAGAAUUUUGUCGGAGAAUGUUGUACCGGAGUGACGAUAUGAUGAAAGAUCGACAUGAACCCACACUCCACAGUUGCCAAUCGUGUAAUCGACCAGAUGCCGCGGAAACGGACAUGGUGGAAUGUAGUAUGUGCAAGCUGUGGGAGCAUUUUGGCUGCGCGGGCGUCGAUGAAACGAUUAAACAACCGGAUCGCCGGUAUAAUUGCCAGGUAUGUCGUAGAAAGAUGGGAGCUGUCAGUAAGCAAUUACCGCUCCCCGCGGAAGAUCGCCCUAUUCGAAGCACUCGGGCCAGUUCGAAGAGAACCCAGGCAGCAAGUGUGACGUCGAGUGUACGUGCAGCAAUGAUGGAGGCUCAACUGAAAAUUGCGGAAGAGGAGCUGCAGCGACGGGAACUGGAUUUGUUGGAACAAGCCGAGAUCAAGAAGAGGGAACUGGAAGAAUCGGAGCGCCAGUUGGAGGAAAAGAAAAAAAUAGCCGAAGAAGAAAGAAGCCUACGUGAAAGGAAGUUGAAGGAGGAAAAAGGGCUCAAAGCUAUGCAGUCUCAGUUAAGGAAGGAAUCCAUGGAGCAACGGCAGGAAAUCAUUCGCCAGGCGGCGUUAAGCAGCAGCAGAAGUGAAUCUGUUGCGGACUCCAUCCAAAAGGUAUCGGAAUGGUUAGAAGAGCAUUCGGGUGCUGGAAGAUUAGAAGGAAAUCAAAUGGGAGAAAAUUGCAGUAACAAUAUCGUCGAUCCCCCCUCUAAGAAGGUUCCUGCUGACCCAGUACAACGAGCUGUUGAGCGUCAUUCAUCAGUUCGUGGCAUUUCACCUCGACGACCGGAAUCUAUACCCCGUCGGCCAGUGAUCCAUUCAACUCCGCUGCAGCCUGAUGAACAUCCAGUUCUGCGCCAUCUGGACCAUAGCCGAAGGUUCCUCAAUCCUAACGAUCAACGGUCCGAGCGCGCGAACAUGAGUGAUUCCGAACAUGCGGUUCAAGAACCUGUAACCCUCACCAAACAUCACAUCGCGGCGCGACAGGUUCUGGGCAAGGAACUGCCGAUGUUUAGUGGCGACCCUGAAGACUGGCCCAUUUUCAUCAGUAGCUUUCAGCAAUCAACGAUCGCUUGUGGUUACACAGAGGCAGAAAACCUCAUCCGAUUGCAGAGAUGUCUACGUGGCCGAGCUCUAGAAACUGUCAAGAGUCGUCUACUUUUACCUGCAGGGGUGCCCCACGUCAUACGGACUUUACGCACACUCUAUGGAAGACCAGAAUUGCUGAUCCACUCGCUCCUUGACAAGAUUCAUCAAGCGUCGGCACCUAGACAAGAUCGACUCGAUACCCUAAUCGAUUUUGGUAUUUCGGUGCAGAACCUUGUGGACCAUCUCGUGGCAGCCGACCAACGGGACCACCUAUCGAAUCCGGUUUUAAUGCGGGAACUAGUGGAAAAGUUGCCGGGUUCGAUCCGCCUGGAUUGGGCUGCGUAUAAGUCUCGUUUUCAGACGGUAAAUCUGGAAACAUUCGGAAAUUUCAUGUCCAACCUGGUCACCGCAGCGAGUGAAGUUACCUACGAUCUCCCGGGUGGCAACAGCUCGUACAGAAUGGAAAAGCGGAAACAAAAGGAAUCGGGGUCAUUCCAUACGCAUACCCCCGGUGUAUGCAAUUCUUCUUCCAUUUCACCACAUAAACCAGGUAAGCCUUGCACAUCUUGCGGACGAGAUGGCCAUCGUGUAGCAGACUGUCCACAGUUCAAGUUGGCCGACAUGGAUGAUCGGUGGAAGCUUGUUAACGAGAAAGGACUGUGUCGAACAUGCCUCAACAAUCAUGGGAAAUGGCCAUGUAGGUCAUGGCGAGGCUGUGAGAUUGAAGGAUGUCGCCAGAAGCACCACACGCUUCUCCACACUUCUUCGGCUUCGGACAAUGUUAAUGUGUCAGCAAGUCAUGUAUCAUCUGGUGAGUUUUCUUGGCCGCUUUUUCGAAUUCUACCGGUAGUUCUCUUCGGGAACCGAGGUUCCCAGGUAGUGUUCGCAUUCAUCGACGAAGGUUCCUCGUAUACCCUCAUGGAAGAUUCUAUCGCCGACAAGAUUGGCGUGUCGGGACCCAAGGAAGCACUCACCCUUCAUUGGACAGGGGACGUUAAACGUACCGAACACCAAUCGAGGAUCGUUCAAGCGGAGAUUAGCGGGAAAAGGGGUUCUUCCAAGUACAAACUGGUACACGCCCGGAUAGUUAGUAGUUUAAUGCUUCCCUGUCAAACUCUUAAAUACUGUGAACUCGCCCGAAGAUUUCCACAUCUACGCGGCCUUCCGGUGGAGGAUUACGAGCUAGUUCAACCAAAGCUUCUGAUUGGGCUGGACAAUCUCAGAUUAGGCAUUCCUCUGAAACUCCGCGAAGGGGGGCAAAACGAACCAGUUGGCGCCAAAUGUCGCUUGGGAUGGACUAUCUAUGGCUGUGUUCCCGAUCAAACAACUCUUCGAGGUAUCGUCAAUUUCCAUGCUGCUGCGGCGCCCACCCACGAAGACGAAAUGAACGAGCAACUGCGUGACUACUUCGCGCUGGAGAAUACUGGAGUUACGGCUUCAAACUACAAGCUAGAAUCCGAAGACGACAAACGUGCGAAUCGAAUCUUGACAGAAACUACAAAGCGGACAGAAGACGGGAUCCGGUUUGAAACUGGGCUGUUAUGGAAGGUGGACAACCCAGACUUCCCCGACAGCUAUCCAAUGGCGGUCCGACGAUUGGAAUCUCUGGAAAGAAGAUUGCAGAAAAAUCCACUUUUGGCCGAAAAAGUGAAACAUCAGAUUGCAGACUACGAGCGCAAAGGCUAUGCGCACAAGGCAACUCUCGUUGAGCUGACUUCGGUGGACACAAGCCGCAUCUGGUAUUUGCCCUUAGGAGUGGUAACCAGCCCCAAAAAACCCGAAAAGGUCCGGCUGAUCUGGGAUGCGGCUGCAAAGGUGGGCGAGACGCACGGCGAGACGUCAUUCAACUCCAAACUUUUAACUGGACCCGAUCUGCUAACUCCACUGCCGAAGGUCCUGUGCCAGUUCCGCCAGUUUCCAGUUGCCGUCAGCGGAGAUCUGAUGGAAAUGUUUCACCAGAUAAGAAUUCGGUUUCCCGAUUGCCAGUCACAAAGGUUUGUAUUCCGCAAUAGCCCCAGUGAUUAUCCACAAGUUUACGUCAUGGACGUGGCCACGUUCGGGUCGUCUUGCUCUCCUGCUUCGGCCCAAUACGUGAAGAACCAGAACGCACAUGAUUUCUCGAAGGAGUUUCCCCGUGCUGCCGAAGCUAUAAUCAAAAAGCACUACGUGGACGACUAUUUGGACAGUUUUAGGACCAUCGAAGAGGCGAUAGAUGUAGUGAAUGAGGUGAAGAUGGUGCAUUCGAAAGGCGGUUUCACUCUGCGACACUUCCUGUCUAACAAGUCGGAGGUUUUACGUGGUAUCGAAGAGAUCGCGCAAGAAGAGUGCAAGGAUUUAUCGCUGGAACGAGGAGAGCACUCCGAAUCGGUUCUGGGGAUGAAGUGGCUUCCAAUCGAAGACGUAUUCACCUAUUCCGUAGUGAUGCGAGAGGAUAUUCGGCAUAUUCUGGAACCACGUCAUAUCCCUACAAAACGCGAAGUUGUCAAAGUCGUCAUGACGCUGUUCGAUCCUUUGGGACUGAUCUCAUUCUUUCUCGUCCACGGAAAAAUCCUUAUUCAGGAUAUCUGGGCAAGAGGAACGGACUGGGAUGCGGUGAUUCCAGAGGAUUUGUAUAAUAGAUGGCAGCAAUGGACGACUCUACUCCCGAAACUUGAGCAAUUGCGGAUUCCUAGAUGUUAUUUCGAAUCCGGAAUUCCAGAAAACUCUAACCAUCUGCAAAUACAUGUCUUCUGUGACUCCAGCGAAGAAGCUUUCUCCUGUGCGGCAUACUUACGGUUGGAAGUCAACAGUGUGGCACAAGUGGUACUCAUCGGUUCAAAGACGAAGGUAGCCCCACUGAAAACCAUUUCUAUCCCUCGACUCGAACUGAAAGCCGCAGUCCUUGGCACUCGCCUGUUGGAAACUCUUCAAUCCUACCAUAGCCUACCGAUCUCCAAGAGAUUCCUUUGGAGCGACUCGAGUACCGUACUCUCCUGGAUUCGCUCCGACCAUCGCAGAUACAACAAAUUCGUUGCCGUCCGCAUUGGUGAAAUCCUAACGGUAACUAAUCCCACAGAGUGGAGGUGGAUACCGACUAAAUUGAACGUUGCGGACCAAGCAACAAAGUGGAGCAAUGGCCCCCAGCUUUCAAUGGAGAACCCCUGGUUUCAAGGACCAAACUUCUUGCUUGAACCCGAAGAUUCGUGGCCAAUACAGCGUCAAGCUAACCCGACGAAGGAAGAGCUCCGCUCGACUAUAGUACUGUGCCAUCUCACGUCUCAGGUAGACCUUCCGAUCGAAAUUCAUCGGUUCAACUCGUGGUCGAAGCUUCAGCGAUCUGUGGCGUUUGUGUUUCGCUAUGUGAACAAUUGCCGCCGAAAAAGGAAACGGGAAAGUCUGCAGCUGGGAGUACUCACCCAAGUCGAACUGGAACAAGCUGAGGAACUUCUAUGGAGAAUUGCGCAGAAGCAGGCCUUCCCGGAAGAAUUAUCCAUUCUUGGACGGUCGCAAGGGAAGCCUGAGGAUCGCCAUCAUACCGUUCAGAAAUCAAGCUGCAUCUACAAACUGUGGCCGUUCAUGGAUCAUCGUGGAAUCUUGAGGAUGCGUGGCAGGAUUAGUGCAGCUCCCUACAUAUCGUAUAAAACCAAAUUUCCAGUAGUCUUGCCCAAAAAUCAUCAAAUAACAUUUCUCGUGGUGGACUGGUACCAUCGUCGAUACCGUCAUGCCAAUCGCGAGACAGUCGUCAAUGAGAUUCGGCAAAUGUUUGAAAUUCCGAAGUUGAGAUCGCUGGUUCAAAAGAUUACUAAAAAUUGUAUACGGUGUCGUGUUGUCAAAGCCGCUCCACGACCUCCCGCCAUGGCCUCAUUGCCUGAAUUUCGACUCACUCCGUUCAUCAGGGCGUUCACGUUUGUCGGCCUUGAUUAUUUCGGACCAGUUUUCGUAAGGGCUGGCAGAAGCCUAGUUAAAAGGUGGGUUGCCGUUUUUACUUGCCUUACUAUUAGGGCAGUACACUUGGAAGUGGUGCACUCUCUUAGCACGGAGUCGUGUAUUAUGGCCGUACGCCGUUUCGUAUCUCGAAGAGGCCCUCCGAGAGAAUUCUACACGGACAACGGUACAUGCUUCCAGGGUGCGAGCCGGGAACUAAAGGAAGAAAUGGAACGUAGAAACGAAGCCCUGGCAUUGACCUUCACAAGUGCGGAGACCAGCUGGAAAUUCAUACCACCUGCAGCACCACAUAUGGGUGGUGUUUGGGAACGACUUGUUCGAUCGGUGAAAGUGGCGACGGGGGCAAUUUUGGAUGCAGCACGUAAGCCGGACGAUGAGACGCUGGAAACUGUUCUACUAGAAGCAGAAGCGAUGAUCAACUGCAGGCCGCUAACGUUCAUACCACUGGAGUCGGCUGAUCAAGAGGCUCUGACGCCAAACCACUUUUUGUUGGGAAGUUCCUCUGGGGUCAAGAUACUACCUACAGCCCCGGUAGAUGGUCGAUCGGUACUUAGAAGCAGCUGGAAGUUGGCGCAGUUCAUCACGGAAGAAUUCUGGAGACGAUGGAUAAAAGAAUAUCUACCAGUGAUUAGACGAAGGUGCAAAUGGUUCGAGGAGACGAAGGAUCUUGCUGUUGGUGAUCUCGUGAUGGUGGUCGACUGCUCAACAAGAAACCGUUGGUUACGGGGCCGUGUACAACAAGUGUUCCCGGGUAAGGACGGAAGAGUACGCCAAGCUUUGGUACGCACAGCAACGGGAGUUCUUCGAAGACCAGCGGUCAAACUAGCUAUAUUGGACGUCGCGAAUUCUUGUAAACCAGACCUGAUGUGUUCCGAAAGUCCAACAGAUCACCAAGGUUUACGGGCGGGGGUAUGUGGCGACGGACCCCCCGUUGCGGCGGCGCUUACUGAACCAAAACGCUUCGCUUCUUCGCUUCGUGCUGAUGACGGACACGUCAACGACGAUGACUGA